GUUGUCGUUAUUUUAGAGCCCGCCUCCUUUCUGUGCGGUUAGAAUGACAGUUUGUUGACGCAGUUGUUAGUUUUGUCAUGUGAAGCUCUGAUGUCCUCUACUGUGUCCCCGUCGAAAUCUGCAACCGGCAGGCUCCUGGUGGGCUUCAAAAAGUGGUACUACAACGCAUGCGGUUUCAACAAACUUGGUUUGAUGCGGGAUGACACCAUCUACGAGGACAGUAAUGUGAAAGAGGCCGUUCGUCGGCUUCCAGAACCGGUUUACAAUGACAGGAUGUUCCGCAUCAAGAGAGCUCUGGAUCUUACCAUGAAGCAACAGAUUCUUCCCAAGGACCAGUGGACUAAAUAUGAGGAGGAUGUUCCUUACCUUGAGCCAUAUCUGGAGGAGGUUGUCCGUGAAAAUAAGGAAAAAGCGGAGUGGGCAAAGAAGUAGGAUGAGUGUGAUGAGGCUGAAGCUCCGCUUUGAUGUGAUGUCUGGUGUCUUGUAUUUAAGAGAAAAUGUAUUAUGUGAAAAGUCCUUAUACUUAUUAAAAUGUCCUUUCUGACAAAAGUC
Messenger RNA from Ctenopharyngodon idella (grass carp), 552 nucleotides. It is a transcript of the gene uqcrb, whose product is annotated as cytochrome b-c1 complex subunit 7. Bases 91 to 432 code for a protein of 113 amino acids. The transcript has 4 exons. Gene Ontology annotation, biological process: mitochondrial electron transport, ubiquinol to cytochrome c. NCBI's taxonomy places the organism in Eukaryota, Metazoa, Chordata, Actinopteri, Cypriniformes, Xenocyprididae. The record is from RefSeq and is a predicted model, not a curated record.